Molecule: messenger RNA, 2504 nt
Organism: Mesocricetus auratus (golden hamster)
Lineage: Eukaryota; Metazoa; Chordata; Mammalia; Rodentia; Cricetidae
Product: zinc finger protein 420-like
Biological process (GO): regulation of DNA-templated transcription
Source: RefSeq, a predicted model, not a curated record
GUGCCCGGUGGGGCGGCCUGGGAGGCCUGGGAAAGUCAGCGUCAGCAGCAGCGCAGUGGCGGGAACCGCAGCCCGGCGGCCCUGGAACCUCCCAGGUUCAUGUUUUUUACACUUUGAUGUGAAAUGUCGAGCAGAGUUCACAUGUUUGUUCCUGAGACAGAAACUCCGAGAAGAGCAACAGCAGAAAUGGAGGAUUCUUCUGUAAAUGCACCCCAGGGUCUGCUGACAUUCAGGGAUGUGACUGUGGACUUCUCCCAGGAGGAAUGGGAAUGUCUAGACUUUGCUCAGAGGGCUUUGUACAUAGAUGUGAUGUUGGAGAAUUACAGCAACCUGGUCUUUGUGGAGAACCAUCGAGACUCAAAGCAUAUUGUCCAUCAUCAUGUGACUACCCAAGAGAAGUCUUAUAACUGUAAUGAGCUCGGCAAAAGUCUUCAUGAUUCCUCCCAGUGUACACCUCAUGACACAAGUGAUUCUGCAGAAAACUACAAAAACUGCUCAUGUGGUAGCCACAUGGAUGCCUCUACUGAAUCAUCACACUCAGAUAGUCAUAAGAGCAUGCCCACUAGACAAAAUCCUUGCGAACAUAAAGACCAUGGCGAUUCUUUACAUUUGUAUCCCACCAUUAGUCAACCUGAAAUAAUCCAUACUGGAAAGAAUGAGCACAAAAACUCAGAGGGUGAUACAUCUCUUGAUUCUAAACUUAAACCUGUGCUACAUCAGAUCUGUAGUGAAGGGAAGCCAUACCAAUGCGGGAAGUGUAGGAAAUGCUUCUGGACCCAUGCAGGCCUCAGUAGACAUGAGACAAGUCACACUGGAGAGAGAUCCUACAAGUGUAGCGAAUGUGGUUUGUGCUUUUCUAAUUCAAGUGCUUUCAAAAGGCAUCAUUACAGAAGCCACUCUGCAGAGAAACCUUACCAAUGUAACAAGUGUGGGAAAACCUUCUUUUGCUAUUCAUACCUUAGAAAGCAUCAGAAAAUUCUUGGGAUGAGGCCUUACGAAUGUAAGCAAUGUUGUAGUUCCUUCUGUACUUUGUCACGCCUUGAAAACCAUUACAGAACCCAUAGAGGAGAGAAAACUUACAAAUGUAGUGAAUGUGGCAAAUCCCUUUGCAACUCCAAAAGCCUGAAAAGACAUCAGAGUGUUCAUACUGAAGAGAAAGCUUAUGAGGAUAAAGAAUGUGGAAAGGGCUUUUAUGGGUUGUGUCAGGUUAAAAACCAUUACAGAACCCCUCACACAUGUGAUGACCGUGGCAAAUGCUGUAGCCUACUGAAACGUCUAAGAACCCACCAGAAAGUUCAUGAAGCCGGGGGACCUUACAAAUGUAGCGAGUGUGACAAAUCCUUUGUCAAGAAAUGUAAUCUUAGAAUCCAUCAGAGAAUUCACAUGGGAGAGGAAUCUUACAAAUGUGGUGAAUGUGAAAAAACUUUUGUCUAUAAAAGCAACCUUGCAAAACAUCAGAACAUUCAUAUGGGAGAGAGACCUCACAAAUGUGGUGAAUUUGACAAAUCCUUCACCCAAAAAGUCCAUUUUAGAACUCAUCAGAGAAUACAUACAGGAGACAAACUUUACAAAUGUAGUCAAUGUGAGAAAUCGUUUAGCAAGAAAGUUCAUCUUAGAACUCAUGAGAAAGUUCACACAGACGAGAAGCCUUACAAAUGUAGUGACUGUGAAAAAGUCUUUAAAUAUGUCUCUUGUCUUAGAAGACAUCAAAGAAUACAUACGGGAGAGAGGCCUUUCAAGUGUAAUGAUUGUGGGAAAUGCUUUAGUCAAAAGAUAUACCUAAGCACCCAUCAGAGAAUUCACACAGGAGAGAAACCUUACAAAUGUAAUGAGUGUGGCAAAUCCUUUGUUCAGAGGCAACUUUAUAAGACACCUGAAAAUCCAUACAAGAGAGAAGUCUUACAACUGUAGUGAAUGUGGCAAAGUCUUUACCCAUAUCUCUCGUCUCACAAAACACAGUAGAAUCCAUUUUAGGGUAACAGAUUUCCAGAGUAAAUGAUGUCACACAUGCUUUAUGCAGAGUUUUCUAAUGAAAAACCCAGCAGCUUUCUCCGAAGAGUAUUACGAGCAUGAGAUACCUGUGAUAGCCUUUGUGGAAUGUCUGAAUCCUAGAAAACAUCAGGAGAUUAUUCUGAGGAAAACUCUGAAUAUUUGAAACUGGAGGAAAACUUGUCAUGAAGUUAUCAACUUCAAAAACUUCCGUGAUGAAGACAAAAUUGAGAAGCCUGAGGAUAUUCCGUCCUGAAGGGAGCCAAUUCAGAGAGGAAAUAAGUACCUCUAAAUUUCUUCAGGAAAUCCCUGAAUUUGAACAGAUUCAGUAGGUGUAACUCCUUUGAAGAAACUCGAUCACUCAUGGUGCCUCGAAGUGACUAACCAACUGAGCCACAAAAAAAAAAAAAAAAAAAAAAAAAAAAUUCACUGCGACUGUCCCCAUCUGACCUGCAGGGAUGCAAGCAGGCAAAACACUAUACAUAAGAAAUAAAUAAAUAAAUCUUUAAAAAAAA